AUGAAUUGUCGUCAACAACCUCUGCAACAACUUUUUUCCCAGCUCAACUACAACGCUGCCUUCCCGAGUUGCAGCAAGCAAUCGCAAUGCAGACAACAAAAACAUCUGCAACCGCAACAACAACUGCAACGACAGCAACAACAACUUCAACAACCACAACAACGACAACAACUGCUACGACAGCAACAACAACUUCAACAACCACAACAACGACAACAACUGCAGCAACAACAACAAUUUCAACAAACAUCGCAAACAUUGCCACCACUGUCGCCUUUGGUGUCUCUCACGUCUCUCACGCCAGCUGCAACUUCGCAACAACGUUCAAAAACGGCGACGACAUUAACAAUGAUGACGACCGCAACGACGUUUGCGACAAAAAUUGAACGCAGCCACACGCCGCAUUCAACGGCGCCACAUCAACUGAUAGCUGAACUUCAGAAGACUCAACAUCGGCUACAACAGCAGCAGCAACAGCAGCAGCAACAACAACGACAAUCCUUCAAACAAAACAAACUCCAAAAUCUUUACAUUGACGCUGAUUCUAAUGUGCCAACAUCACCAUUUCAAUCAUUAUCACCAACGGCAAACCCUUCUUCGUUGACUUUGUUAUCAUCGCCACCAACAGCAUCUUCAUCGUCGUCUUCAUCAUCUUUCUCAUCACUAGCUCUAUCGUCUUCAUCACCUUUGAAACCUUCUUCAUCAUCACUGUCGCCAUCCUCAUCGUCUUCCUCAACGUUUCAGUCUCAUUCCUCAACAAAGUUACAAUCAGUUUCAUCAAAUGUUUCAUACCCAGACUCUGCUGCUCUAUCAACUUUUUUAUUCAAAUCUUCAUCUUCAUCAUCAACAACAACAACAGGAAAAACAACGACGACAUUAACCAAAACAUCGGCCUCAACAACAACAACAACAACGAGACCAACAAAUACAACCCUCACAGCUGCAUCCAACAUUAGUCCCAGCAUUAAUAACUCAAGCAGUAGAAGCAGCGGCGACAGUAACAAUAGCAGCUACCACAACCUCGAUUUUUUUUCAUCCUUUCCUCUUCACGACGACGACUUUUCGAACAGUGCCGAAGACUUCACGUCGGCCUAUCUCGAGUACAACUUGUUAGCACUAGCCAAUCAGGAAUUAGUACCUAUUUCCGUCGAUGACGUAAUGGCAUUAGAUUCAAAAGAUUAUAAAAACAUCAAAAAUAACGAGGAAACGUUUCUACCUCUGGUUCCAAUUAAACCGGAAAGUAGUAGUGCCACCCAGAUAGAGGGGGAUGAGAAAUGCCGCAAAAAAGAUUGUAAGGACUCGGUCCUUAGUCCCAAUCCCACCGCUGAUACUAGAGUAAAAGAAACGGCUGGGAAUAAACCGGGACACAAGCGUCGAUUGAUUCUACAUGAUUCCCUGAGGAAGAACAGACGCAGGGAGCAGAACCGCAUCGCCGCCAGGAAGUGCAGGGAAAAGAAAAGAGUUCAAGUUGAUUCUAUUUUAAAAGGCUACGCCGACACGUUGAAAGAGAAUAAGAAGCUGAAACAAGAGACUCAAGUCUUAAAACUGGUCGUGAACAACUUGCAGAACGUCCUAACUAGCCAUCAAAAAGUUUGCAAUACUUUAGAAAUGAAGGAGAUCAGCGGCGCAUCUUUCAUUUCAUCAGCGAGCGUAAGAACUAACUCGCCUACCACCGCGCCACUGCCAUUUGCGACCACAGAUUUUGCCUGUUUGCCUUCAAAAAAUCUCGACUUCGAUUUCUCAGAUAGCAAUAUAAAUAUAUAA
Messenger RNA from Helobdella robusta, 1764 nucleotides. RefSeq lists its product as hypothetical. Gene Ontology annotation, cellular component: nucleus. Lineage: Eukaryota; Metazoa; Annelida; Clitellata; Rhynchobdellida; Glossiphoniidae. The record is from RefSeq and is a predicted model, not a curated record. Gene Ontology annotation, molecular function: RNA polymerase II cis-regulatory region sequence-specific DNA binding; DNA-binding transcription factor activity, RNA polymerase II-specific. The transcript is spliced from 2 exons. Bases 1 to 1764 code for a protein of 587 amino acids. Gene Ontology annotation, biological process: regulation of transcription by RNA polymerase II.